Messenger RNA from Megachile rotundata (alfalfa leafcutting bee), 1022 nucleotides. It is a transcript of the gene ATPsynB, whose product is annotated as ATP synthase subunit b, mitochondrial. The record is from RefSeq and is a predicted model, not a curated record. NCBI's taxonomy places the organism in Eukaryota, Metazoa, Arthropoda, Insecta, Hymenoptera, Megachilidae. Gene Ontology annotation, biological process: proton motive force-driven ATP synthesis. Gene Ontology annotation, molecular function: proton-transporting ATP synthase activity, rotational mechanism.
GCCGCCACUAUUCUGUGACGAGUUUCCUCAACUAACUUCAAUAUGGUCUGUUGUACCUUUUCGGAUUGAUCUGGGUAAAACUUGGUAUAACGGAGGGGCAACAAAAUGUUGUCGAGAUUGGGUUUUCGUAAUGCUUGUGCUCAAAUAAAAUCUAUAAGCGCUCGUGGAGCUCAGACUAGCGCAUUAGUAUGCCCUGCAGAUGAUCCACGACGAAUGAAGCGUCCUGAGUCUCAUCCUCCUGUUAGAUUAGGAUUUAUUCCAGAAACCUGGUUUACAUUCUUUUAUCCUAAAACUGGUGUAACAGGUCCAUACAUGUUCUUAUUCAGUGUAUCAACCUAUUUAGUUUCUAAAGAAUGGUUUGUCUUGGAACAUGAGUUUUAUAAUGGACUCUCAUUACUUUCAAUUAUAAUGUUUGUUCAUAUUAAGUAUGGUGCAAAAAUUGGAGCAGCUUUAGACAAAAAGGUUGCAGAAUAUGAUGCUGAACUUGAGCAAACAAGAAUUGAUGAAUUAACAGAGCUUGAAAAGUCAGUGAAAGAAUUAGAAAAACAGAAAUGGAUGGCUGAUGCGCAAUUCUUAAUUUAUGAUAUUAAAAAACAGAAUAUAUUGGUACAGCUAGAAGCUGCUUAUAGGGAACGACUUGCAAAGGUUUACAGUGAGGUUAAGAAACGUCUCGAUUACCAGGCUCAAGUUGAAGCUGUGGAGCGCAGAAUUGCUCAGAGACACAUGGUACAGUGGAUUACAAACAGUGUACUAAAAGCUAUUACACCAGAGCUAGAAAAGGCAAAUUUAGCCCAGUGUAUUUCUGAUCUUGAAGCUCUUGCUGCCGCAAAAGCUUAAAAUUUUGCAUUCAACUACAAAAAGAAUAGGAAAAAUCUAGUGAACUUGAAUAGUUCAUUAUAACGAAUAUUACAAAAUAAUAUGCAGCAAUAUUGGAGAUCUACUACUGUUCAGUUAUUGUUUAUUAUUGCAUUGUAUAUUACAUAAUUGUAACAUCAAAAAUGAAUAAAUAUCACAAAAAAAUA